Paramecium sonneborni is the source of this 281-nucleotide messenger RNA. The record is from the annotation of a GenBank genome assembly. NCBI's taxonomy places the organism in Eukaryota, Ciliophora, Oligohymenophorea, Peniculida, Parameciidae.
AGUCAAUAAUUUUCACAUAAAAUAUGGAUCUUAAUGAAACUUUUAUUUGAACCAAAUGGAAGUCAGGAGAAUAGAGAAAGAUCAGACAGUAGGUAAAUAAAAAAUUUAUGCCAUAGAUAGAGAGGAUAGGUAAGAUAACUGUUAAUGAUGGAUGAACAAAAUUUAUAUUGGCAAGAAGGUAUAAUGUGGUCUAAGAGGAUAAGCUGGAUGAUAUGAUGACUGUAGGUGUGGAUUAAGUGUAAAAGAUGGGACAGAGAUCUGUACUUUCAAAACUUAAAGUU